CCGCGGCCGCGGUUCACCAUCGGCUACGCGCUGCCGCCCGGCAAGGCGGGCAGCGUCAUCCAGCCGCCGCUCGAGGCCCUCGCGGCGGAGCGCGGCAUGCGCCUCGUCGCCGUCGACCCCUCGCUCCCCCUGGCCGACCAGGGUCCCUUCGACCUCAUCAUCCACAAGCUCUUCGACCCGGCCUGGCGCGCGCGGCUGGAGGCCUUCUCCGCGCUCCACCCCGCCGUGCCCGUCGUCGACGCCCCCGCCGCCGUCGACCGCCUGCUCGACCGCUUCACCAUGCUCGACGUCGUCCCCGGGCUCGCCGCCGGCCUGGACUACCCGCUGUCCGUCCCCGCGCAGGUCACCGUGAGCGACGCCGCCGCGCUGGCCGCGGACGACCCGUCCCACGGCCUCCGCUUCCCGCUCAUCGCCAAGCCGCUGGCCGUCGACGGCAGCGCCAGCUCCCACGACCUCUGCCUGGUGUACCGCGCCGAGGGCCUCCGCGGCCUCCACACCCCCGUCGUCCUCCAGGAGUUCGUCAACCACGGCGGCGUGCUCUUCAAGGUCUACGUGGUGGGCAGCCGCGCCGUCUGCGUCCGCCGCAGCAGCCUGCCGGACGUGCCCGCGGCGCGCCUCGCGGACCCCGGCGCCGACGCCUCCGUCCCCUUCGCCAACAUCUCCAGCCGCCCCGCGCUGGACAAGGGGGAGGACUCGAUGACGCCGCCCGCCGCGUUCGUGGACCAGGUCGCGCGCGGGCUCCGGCAGGCGCUGGGGCUGCACCUCCUCAACUUCGACAUGUUCGCGGCGACGGAGCUGGACGACGGCGGCCGGCGGAGGUACUUCCUCGUGGACAUCAACUACUUCCCGGGGUUCGCCAAGAUGCCGGGCUACGAGACCGCUCUCACGGAUUUCUUCGCCGAGAUGAUUCAGCUCGGCACUGCAGGCGCCGCCAGCCAAGAGAAGCUCGAAUCUGUGCCGUGCAAUGGCCUAGAUCUCGAGGAAACUGGGUCUGCUUUGGACUCGACCUGCCCCGUGCCCAUGGCUUAGUUUCGAAAACAGGGUGCGGCCAAGGUCCCCGUACUGCCGAUGAUAAUAGAUGUUUUUUUUCGAGGAUUUCAAGCAACUGAUUAAGACAUCGAUGAUUGAUGCUAUCUAUGAAGGUUUCAAAUCUACUCCCUCCGUUGUUCAAAGAGUGUACUUCCAACUUUGUUGGAAAGUCAAACAUUUUAAUGUUUGACCGUAAUUAUACAAUAAUACAUAAAUAUUUAUGCCAUAAAAUUAGUAGCAUUAGAUUCAUAAUAAAAUAUAUUUUCAUCUUA
Triticum aestivum (bread wheat) is the source of this 1301-nucleotide messenger RNA. RefSeq names its product inositol-tetrakisphosphate 1-kinase 4. Lineage: Eukaryota; Viridiplantae; Streptophyta; Magnoliopsida; Poales; Poaceae. Gene Ontology annotation, molecular function: ATP binding; inositol-1,3,4-trisphosphate 5-kinase activity; magnesium ion binding. Gene Ontology annotation, cellular component: cytoplasm. The record is from RefSeq and is a predicted model, not a curated record. Gene Ontology annotation, biological process: inositol trisphosphate metabolic process.